UUUUUUUUUUUUUUUCCUUUCCCCUUGUUCUCCUUCAUAUUUCAAAUAGAGGUGCAAAGCUUGAAAUUACAACUUUCAAGCAUGGGGUACAGAAGCUUCAGCCAGUCAUACAAUUACAAUUAAGGACUGAAGUCGAAAGGCUAAAAUUGGUUGCUGAGGAGUUGGAGCCGUGAGGUUGAAAUUCUAGAAGCUCCCAAAUCAGUCUCAAAGCUGCUUAUUUAAAAUUAGUUUUUAAGAUGACCUCUCAGACCUCAUGCAGGUUACCCGCGGAACUUACUUCCACUUGGAGCUACCAUCUAAAUUGGUUCCCAAGUUUAUCACGUUGUCAUGUUUUAUGCAUGCGGACUCUCCAUGAGAAUUACGCGAGAGGUCUGUCUUCAAUACUUAGCUUGUGGGGGCCUGGAGUAUAGCUUGAGACCCAUCAACAGAACCUGUACGGUAUGAAUGAUUGUUAUUAAGUUGUUGGAAUUAAGAUUUUGAGGUUUUUCUUGGCAUUUAUUAUAUUCCAGUCUGAACUAAAAACAGUCCCAAGCUCUGGAAUUUCAUGUGAUUAUGUUCACACACCAAAGGUCAAAAUUUUGGCCAACUCAGAAGCCUUAGCCCCCUGUAUACAUCAUUGGAGUGAAGAAAUUCUUCUACGAUGCGAGAGUUCAUGUUCAUGUGUGCAAUAAUAUGCAGAAUUUGCCCAUAUGUUGGGGUUUUAGCUGUCUCUUAACUAAAAAGAACCUUGUAAUUAUAGGGUGAGAAGAAACCGAACUCUUUUUAUUAUUAUUAUUUUAUUAAUUUGAGAAUAAAAAGAAAGUUCAGUAAGCUUACAACGGUGGUAGACACAGGUAUGAUAAUCCCUUCCCGUAGUCCUCUUAUAGCAACUUAAGCCAAGCAAUGAUCAUUAUUAUCAUUUGUGUUAAAAAUAGCGACCCUUUUUUCAGUCAUUUUGGUUUUUUAUGUUCUAUUUAUUCAUGGUAGGUUAGGUACUAUGAACAGUCAUUUGUAUCUUUCUGUUCUAUAUAAAUAUAUUUUUUGGUUCUAUUUAUUUAUGUCUGGUAAGACCUUGUGGCUGUUGGUCUUGGUGGUCCAAGGCUGUAUCACUAUGUUGCUAAUAUUUUUGCUUGGGACCACUAUGUUAUGGUGCUUACAGUGAGCUCGACCCCUCAUUAAUUUAAUCUAAUGAAUGGCAUCACCGUGAGCGCGUCCUUACCACAGCAACCUGGUUUGUGGUUCCUCUUGCUUCUGUACAAAUUAUGUUUGGCAUUAAGCUUAGGGACAUUCCAGAACUAGACACUAAACUCAAGAUGGCUUUAUUGAGGUGAGGUUUUUAAAGUUGGCUUUGGAAUGGUGAGAUUGAAAAUGCCCUACUUUAAACUAGGCAUGUUGAGAUGUUAUAAUUCAAUGUAAGGGAAUCUUAUUCAGCCAUUGAAUCAAAUGGUCCUUGUCAAACCAGCACUAAUAGGGUUUACUUUUGGAGUAAAUGUGUGAAAUAGUGUCAUGUGUACUCUGCAACAGAAUGCUUUGGGAAUCUUGAAAGGGAUUGUAUUCAAGAAGAAAUGCACCUGAGGAAACUUUGGGUUAAGUUGUUCUGAGACACUAAUAUUAAAGGUGUUUUGCAUGUGUUUGGAGCCUGCCAUGGGGACAAGGACAGCCCCAUGACUGUAUUGCAGGUACAACUGUUGCAGCACUAAGGAAAAAAUGAAAUAUAGUGCAUGUCAUUUGAUUGCAACCAAACAAAACUCUACAGAGGUAAGUACUUCCAAACAAAGAAGCACUUCUUGUGACUAUUUUACUUGCAUGCCAUGUCUUCCUUGGCACUGUUGAGUGUCUCUGGCCCAUCAAAAUUUUAAUUCCAACUACUUUGAGGGCAGGUAGGUACUUAAAUCAUCUUCUUACAUUAUGGAUACUAAUUUUCUGACAAAGAUUUUGAUGUGACAAAGUGUUAAAUUGGUCGUCCACUGCUUUCAAAAUAUCUAUUAUGACCAUGGUAGGUAAUCAAAUUAAUUGGAAUUUCAUUUUAAUAAUAAAAAAGCAAAUGUAAAUAUCCAAAAAGGAAAAAAAUAAAGAAAAGGGCUCUAAAUUUACAAUUCAAUCUCUCCGAACUCUCGUGCUAAUGAGAAGUAGCUGAAGCUCUCCCAAUUCUAAAAUUCCCAAAUGGAAGAAAAGUCGAAAGAGUAAAUGAAGUAGGACUGGGGCUUCUAAGGUAAAGGUACAGGGAUAAAAAGUAAAGUGAACAGUAAUUGUGAAAGUUGAAAGCUUGCAUACAAUACAAUCUUCUCUGUGAUGAUCCAUACAGACAGUAAUAUUAAUAUAAAAUGAUACCUUGUCAUUUAUUUAAUCCCUCCAUCCUUUAUUAUAUAGAUUUCCGUAUAGAUAGAUGGCAGAGACAAUAGCUGCCACAGUGACAGUAGCUGCAGAGAGGGUGCCAGUCAUAAUAUGAGCAACAGUACACUUUCAGGAGAGAGAGAGACACAGAGAGAAAGAUGGCAGCACUUUGAUCAGAACCCUUCAUUAGUUUUAUCCAUGUACAGAAGAUUCUGCAAUGCAAAUGGUCCCUGAAAUAAAUAUACUACUACCUGCUACUCCUCAGAGCCCAACACUAGCACCCUUCUCUUCUCUCUCUCUCUGAAAACCACUGUCUCUUUCUGUGCCCUGUUUCUCUCUCCCUCAACUCUGAAACUCGUUCUGUUUCAUCUUUGUUUUCUCUUUCAAAUCUCCCUCUCUCUCUCUUACCCCUCUCCCUCUCUCUCUCUCAGUGAUGAGUGCAAGAAAUAGGUUACCCUUCACUCCCUCUCAAUGGCAAGAACUUGAACACCAAGCUCUUAUCUUCAGAUACAUGGUCUCUGGUGUGCCCAUCCCAUCUGAUCUCCUCUUCACCAUCAAAAGAAGCUUGGACUCUCCACUCUCUCCAAAGCUCAUCCUUCAAGAACCUCAGCAUAUUGGGUGGAACUGUUUUCAGAUGGGAUUUGGGAGAAAAAUUGAUCCAGAGCCAUGGAGGUGCAGGAGGACAGAUGGAAAGAAAUGGAGGUGCUCAAAAGAGGCAUACCCUGAUUCAAAGUACUGUGAAAGACACAUGCACAGAGGCAGAAACCGUUCAAGAAAGCCUGUGGAAGUUGUUAAUACUACCACUACAAACACAGCAGCAACAAUCAACUCAUUAAACACAUACCCACCAACAAUACCCAUCUCAUCAAUCACCAGGAACCCUCCUAUUAAUCCCUCUACUUUUACCCAAUCCACUACCAAUUCUCACUUGCACUCUUCUCUCUCAUCAAUCCCCUCUAAUACCCAUCACUACCUCCAUAACCAUCCUUGUUACACUAAUACCACUACUCAAAUCCACCAUCCUUACCUUUACGAUUCCCAUUCUUCUUCAAGACACCCAGGGAUUGGUCUGUCAUCUUAUGACAAUGCUUCUGACUUGCUUUUGGACUCUGGUCUUUCUUCCCAUGCAGACAAAGAUUACAGAAACAGAUAUGGUGAUGGAAUGAAAGAGGGGGUUGAUGAGCAUGCUUUGUUCUCUGAAGCUUCUGGAACUAUGACAAGUUAUUCUGGUUCAUCCAAGAAUGAUUCUUGGCAGCUGACACCACUGACAAUGGGUUCUUCACUCACCCAUUUGAAACAGAGGAGUUACUCUGGUUUACAGAAUGGAUGCUUGAACUUGCAGGUUCAAGGCCUCACUGAUGCCUCAAAUCAACAAAAGCAUGAUCAACAACAUUUCUAUGGAUUGGGUAGUCAUGAUGUCAAGUGUGAAAUGUCCUUAAAAAUUGAGAGAGAUGAUGAACCCCAGAAAGUAAUGCACCAUUUUCUUGACGAAUGGCCGCCAAGAAACAAAGAUUCAUGGCUUGAUUCGGAUGAAAAAUCGUCGACCACACAGCUCUCGAUUUCCAUACCCAACUCCUCACAUGACUUUUUCAUGAACCAUAAUGAUAAAUGAGUUAAUUCAAUAGAUCAAAGCCAGAAGAGUACUUAAAUGGUGGUGGUGGGUUAGUGCUUUUCCUCCUCUUGCUUUCCUUCUUCAUAUGACAUUUGGAUGGGAUGUGAGAACUAAGAACUUCUCUCUUUACUUUGUUUAACUAGUUGUUGGAUUGAAUUAUGUAUGCUCUUAACUGAAGGAUAAAAUGUACUACUAGUAUAUAGUAAUUUUUUUUUUUUUUUUUUUUCUUUCGGUUCUGCUUCUUUUUCUCUUUACUUUUUGCUUCUUGUUUGAGUGGCUCAGGCUAAAUCCAAGAAUUUGGCUCCACGUUUGUAUGUUUUUAUUGAAGAAGUUUUGGCCUUUUUCCA
Molecule: messenger RNA, 4272 nt
Organism: Cornus florida
Lineage: Eukaryota; Viridiplantae; Streptophyta; Magnoliopsida; Cornales; Cornaceae
Product: growth-regulating factor 1-like
Exons: 6
Coding region: 2747-3925 (392 amino acids)
Biological process (GO): regulation of DNA-templated transcription; DNA-templated transcription; developmental process
Cellular component (GO): nucleus
Molecular function (GO): ATP binding
Source: RefSeq, a predicted model, not a curated record